Molecule: messenger RNA, 1377 nt
Organism: Centropristis striata (black sea bass)
Lineage: Eukaryota; Metazoa; Chordata; Actinopteri; Perciformes; Serranidae
Product: tumor necrosis factor ligand superfamily member 13B-like
Exons: 5
Coding region: 1-774 (257 amino acids)
Biological process (GO): immune response
Cellular component (GO): membrane
Molecular function (GO): receptor ligand activity; tumor necrosis factor receptor binding
Source: RefSeq, a predicted model, not a curated record
AUGCUGUACAGUGCUUUAUUAUCUCUAACAGCAUUUAUGUUUUGUCUUAGUCUUUUCCUGGUUCACAGAGCCAGUGUUCUAGAAAAUGAUUUUCACAAACUCCAAGGGGACAUAAUUCUACAAUUAAAUCAGCCACGUUCUGAGGGAGUCAAUGGGAAAAUGGCCAAGAUGUCUAAAACAAGGGAGGACCUAAGUUCUCUGAAUAUAUCUUCUAGCAGAGUAAAACGGGAACAGGGCAGCUGCAGAGCUCCAACAUCAUUCCUGCAGUUAACAGCUAACACUAACAAACAGCCAGACAUGAGAGGAAAUAUAGCAGUGAUCCCUUGGACUGUUUCUUUGCAGCAAGGAAAUGCAAUUUCACAAAAGGAAAACAGAAUUGUUGUCCAAGAAGAUGGAUAUUACUUGGUGUUUGGACAAGUAUUGUGUCACUGUAACUCUACCAUAACUAAAUUGAUAUUAGAUCCGAUUUGUUCCAACUGUUCCGCUAAUGUUCUGCUUAAUUCACAGGUUUUGUUCAAAACCCCAAGUACAGUUAUGGGUCAUAUCAUUCGAAGAUGGGGUUCCAAUAGAACAGACACAACGCCAACCGACCUUUUACGUUGCCUGCAAGAGAUGCCUGAUGGAAAUGAAACUCCUGAAAAUACAUGCUACACUGCAGGCUUAGUGCAGCUGCAUCAGGACGAUGAGCUAGAACUGGUGAUACCAUACAAAACCCAAGCCAACUUCUCUAUGGACGCAGAGUCGACCUUUUUUGGUGUCAUACAGCUGAACUGAAACAAGACAGCAUGAAGAUGAUAACUCUGCAGGAUGUAAGAAGCUGACACUGAGCCGUGUGAGGGGAUGCUGAUAAAGCACCGAGUGACAGCAGCAGAAAAACUGUCAGGAACUGUCAUUAAUAUCAGAAAACUACUAAAUGGAAUUUUUAAAUGAACUGCCCAUCUCUCGUGUCAGUUUUUUCUUAAGACGACUACUUUUAUAAUCCUUUAGUUUUAACCAUGAUGUUGUAUCUUUCAGAUAGUCCACCUGGGCCUUUCCUCUGGCAUUGUUUAUGUGUGCUACCGUCCCCUUUCAUCAGUCUAUUUUAGCAUGUCUCUUUAUACUGAGCUGGGGGCUUCCCUCCAGCUCCACCUCCGCGCUGUCUGUUUAUUUGUUCCUCUCGUCUAUUUUAAAUCGGCUUCCGUUUUCCUCAGACUGUCAGGAACAAACAAAGGUGUAAAUUUAUAUCGCUCUGGGGCUUUUCCUGUUUAACACAAACUCCUUAACACUGAAAAUACUCCAAAGUAUCAUGACAAAAUCAAAUUUUUCUUACAAUAAAUACAUUUUUAAUUGGUAUAACUUAUAUUGAUUGUUUGCAUUUGUAUAAUUGGUUAUAUUAAA